Triticum aestivum (bread wheat) is the source of this 5246-nucleotide messenger RNA. RefSeq lists its product as uncharacterized. The record is from RefSeq and is a predicted model, not a curated record. Lineage: Eukaryota; Viridiplantae; Streptophyta; Magnoliopsida; Poales; Poaceae. The transcript is spliced from 5 exons. Gene Ontology annotation, molecular function: protein binding. The coding region runs from base 19 to 1275 and encodes 418 amino acids.
UCCGUUUCUUUUCCCCACAUGACUCACGAGGGCUCCGGCGGCGGCGGCGGCGGCGAGACGGCCCUCCGCCCCGGCCCUCCGCAGGCGGCGGCGCCGCUGGAAGACGAGGACGUCCUGGGCGAGAUCCUCGUCCGUCUCCCCCCGCUGCCCUCCUCGCUCGUCCGCGCCGCCGCCGUCUCGAGGCUCUGGGGCCGCCUCGCCGCGGACCGCGCCUUCCUCCGCCGCUUCCGCACCCACCACCGGAGGCCCCCCGUCCUCGGCGUCUUCGAGGAGCGCGACGGGGAGCUGGUGUUCACCCCGCUCCUCGACGCCCCGGACCGGAUCCCCCGCGAGCGCUUCUCCAUGCGGUUCUGGCACGUGCUCGGUUGCUGGACCUUGCUCGGGUACCGCCACGGCCGCGUCCUCAUGGUCAACCAGGAUCUGGCCCUGCUCCUCGUUUUCGCCCCUCUCGUCGGCGGCCGCCGCGGCCUCCGCGCCGUGGUGAUUCCUCCGGAUUUCGUCGACGGCGAGUACGCCGUCGCCAACGGAGCGGUGGUCUGCGCUGCCGGCGGCGAGCAGGGCCACGUGCACGGAGACUGCCACUCGGGCCCCUUCAAGGUGGUUCUGGUGGCCACCAGAGUGAGACACCCGGUCCUAGCCCGGGUCUACUCCUCGGACACCGGUGAGUGGGGAGAUCUUGUCGUAAUGGCGGAACCAUGUGUUGUUAGCAGCUUCCCCUCCACCCUCGUCGGCAAUGCUCUUUACUGGUGGCUAAAAAAGUGUCAGCACGAGGAUGGCAUACUCAAGUUCGAUUUGGAUAGCCAGACACUAUCUGUGGUCAGGAGGCCUAUUUUUGAUCGCAUUCCCAGUUGCAGCAUCCGGAUCAUCAGGGGAGAGCAUGGCGGUGUUGGCCUCGCUGUAUUUUCGUACCCGAGGUUCCAAAUCUGGGAACGCAUGGUCAAUAGUCAUGGUACUGCCAUAUGGGUGCUGCGAAAGACGGCUCGCAUGCAUAGUAUGCUUCAGUAUGCUAUGCUGACUAUAGUAGGGUACUCUGAGGAUGGGGAUGCGCUUCUUCUAACAGUGUCCUUCGGUGGGGGUGUGGCCGCCUACAGCUUCAUGCUUCAACUUGAGUCAAUGGAGUGGACGAAUCUUAAUCAAACAUUUUUGGAGUAUUCCUACCAUCCGUUUGCAUACUUCUAUACUGCAGGUACUGUCAGAGCGUCAAGUACCGCUCCAGCCAUUGAGCCACCACAGCAGCGAAGUACAAUUCCAGCCAUUGUGCCGCAACAGCAGUGAAGUACUGGUCCAGCCAUUCCACAGCUGCGGGGUGGUCGCAUGAUUUAGUGAUCAGUAGGAUUUGCAUCUGCAGCAGAGGCAUAUGUUGUUUAUAGGGUUUUUAAUUUCGUCUUGUAUAUGAAGACCAUAGAAAGUGUAAAAUGAAAAUUUGGAUUUGGUCUCUUAACAGCACUUGGUUGUACGAGUUGAAUCAUAGAACAGGAGGCAGGUAAGUACAGGGGACAGGUAAGCAUUGUUAUUAUGAUCUGUUUGUAGCUUCCUAAAAAUGAGUGUACUGUCAUGGUCAUUUGACACAAUGAAGAAAAAACAAAUGAGUGUAGGCUGAUAGAAGUCGUAAUUGUGAGUUGGCACCUUGCUUUCAACAAAAGUUCAUCUCAUUGCUCCCUAUUUGUACGACAGCAAUACAUAUCAGUAAAAUAAAAGGAUGUUUAUUAGCCACUUUUAGACGUGGUGGCAUAAUAUCAGUAAAAACUAAAGAAUGCUACUAUUCAUCAGUUUUCCUUUUGCGAAUAUUUGCGUUGCCUUUUUUGGACCAUAACUUUUUGUUCUUUUUCAGAUGCAUAGUGUGCUACUACAAAAUAUUUACUUGAUCCUUGAUUGACAUACUUUUGUGAACUGAGAUCUUGCGCUCUGCUUUUACCAAUCAGCCUGUUUGCUUCUUUUCUUACAUGUACUUUAAUUAUACAUUUCUGGAUUUGGUGCUUUGAUUUGCUGCAGUUUCCUUGAUUUAGUAGAUGCAUGAUGUGCAUCAAUACACUGGACUUCAUGAUCGGUUUUCCAUCUCACAUCAAUAGUUUAGGCCACUAUUUGUUUAUCCAUGCAUUUUAGGUAAACAUUGGUGUAGACUUGGUUGUUUUUUUUUGGUUGUUUGUGGUAUCCAUUUUCCCCUACACUAAGUAAUAGCCCGUGCGUUGCAACUUGCAACGGAGGCAUACAAAAUGUACCACUAAAAUUUUAGUUAGUUUUUUACAUAACAACCAUGAUUUACCUUUAUUGUUAAUGUGAACCUUGAUUUACCAUCUAUUUAUUGUUAAUGUGUCUGCAUACUAACUGAUGCAAUUAGCAAGUGUUAAGUGAUAACCUAAUUCUUGAAUAUCAGUUGUGGGAAAGUGCAGCACAAAUUAAUCCUAAUUAAAUUCUUUCCCCAACCUGCUUGGUCCUACAACAGGCAAACAUUAGGUUGCUAGCAACAAAAUGAUAUGCAAGGAAUAAAUUGCAACCCCACAGAAGAGAAAAAAAGGGCUCUAUACCUUUUAUCCUCCCAAUCUGCAAAACAAAUAGAAUUGAGACAUAUCGUGCCAAUUUAAUUACUAAAGCUCAUGUCCAAUUUUGGAAGCUAAUGGCCAAGUAGUUGGCAAUUUUGUUUCUGAAGAGAAAUGCAUUGAUGCAAUUUUGUCCACUUCGGAUCAUUCCCUCUUAACAAAAUGCCAGUGAUGUUUCUCUUAAUGUAGUAUACUGACCAUUUCAGCAGCAUAAUUUCUCUAAGUGACCAUGCAGUAUUCAGUGACUUUUCUAGGUGACUAAUAUGCAGCAUGCAUGGAUGGCUGGGAGACUGGGCAGAGAGAGUUUGUCAUGAAAACUGUUUUUCGCUUUAACUUUCACUUUGUUGUGUUUCCUCUGUCCAUUCUUUCCUCAGUUAAAACUUCAUUGCCAAAAACCAGAUUACCUCCUUCCAUGAUCUGCACAAAGGCAUAAGAAUACUAAAGUGUCACCAGACUGAGAGAUGCAAAGUACCAAGUGCAUAAAAUCUGUGUCCAAAUCGUUUAGUUAUGACAAUUACAAAUUUAGUUGUUUAAUAUAUACAAUAAGAAAUUCAGUGUUCUACCAAUUACAUCAAAUUAGUAGUCAGUUUAUCCCAUGCAGUGCACAGGAAAAUGUCAAAACAAAGGAGAGGAUGAGGCCGUCUACCUUGUAGAGGAGCAAGCCCGUACUUGCUGCUGCCGGUCUUGGUGCCGCCUUCGCAUAGGUGGAGUUCGUCAAGGUCGAGAUCUGCGAGAUCCCCAGAGUGGCGCAUGUUAUAAGAGCAUCAAAAGAAUUCAGAGGAGGGGCUCUGAAUCGAACAUAGAAGAAUCAAAUCUUUUGCUUGCGGCGCCGGAUCAUGAGCCCCCGGCGCCAAUCGACCGGUGCCCCAUCGGCCUCUCUGGGUCAGUGACGUAGCAGACUGAUGCGAAGGCAGAGCCAGCGGGUGAGGAGGUCAAUGUAAGGAACCGGGGGGGUGGCGGUGUCACGCAGCGUAUUUUUGGGUAGCUCGGACAUUGAAGUGGCACCAGCGAGUCGAGGAGAGGAAGGAGGUGUUGAGGUGUGGGGUGGCGGCUGGCUGCAGCGGAUGUUCCGGGAGCGGUAGGCGUGGCGGCGGAGAACAGGGAAAGGGGAUUUAGGGUUGAAGAGUGGUGCGGGGUGGAAAAAUGAGAGAGGUGGGCGAUGGAUUCUGCUGGACUUUUUUUUUCCUUGCGCGGGUUCUUUUGCCAUCUAGAAAACCGAGUGGGGGAGAGGAGCGGCACUAGGCAGGAUGUGAAACGGAAGAGGCGGACGAAAGGAACGGGCAAAAAGUUUUUUGACGUGAUAGGAAACCUUACUCUUUUUUUGGUAAGUAGAGAUGGUCCGUUCUGUCCUCUAGGAAACCUUUAUUGUUGAGUUGUUCCUUUGUGCUACUGUUCCUCUUUUUGUUUUUUCCCCUUUUGGUGUCUUCCUUCCCUGUUUUGUAGUUCCAUUUUGCACUGGAUUUUGGCAGUGGCAAAGUAAUAAACUUAUCACUGGCGUGCACUCAUUUGACCUUUUGCUUUGUGCACACAAUCAUGCAUUAAUCUUUGGUUAUGUUGCUAUUAUUUUGCAGUCAGAUGCAUCUUUUGUGAAUAGCUCUUGUAGAGUUAAUCAGUGGGCUAUGGAAAAUUUACCCCUCACUCUAUAGAUUGGUUGGUUUGAGGCUUAGUACUCCCUCCAUUCCUAAAUAUAGGGUGUAUAGUUUUUGGCACGGAAAUUAAAGAAUGCACAUGGAGGAAAAAUUUCACAAGUUUUGGGCAAGACUACACCUGACUAAUUAAUAUGAGAAAAUAGAGGAGCUUGCCCUGUGUAAGGAAAUGUAAUCAAAUCCCUUAAAAAGUUAUUCAAAUGAGUGGUGCAAGGCAAUACACCUUAUAUUUUGAACUUUUUCUCAAAAAUCUAUACACCUUAUAUCAAGGAACGGAGGGAGUAUAUAUUUUCUCCCUGAAUGCUAUAUAGUAUUUACAAAAAAAAUGCUCUCAAUAAUGUCCAUGCCUCUAAAUUUUUUUUGAAGAUUAAAUUCAGUUAGCUAAGUUUCAUUAUAUGGAUUUCUAACAGUUUAAUCUGCAGAAUGUUUUCAGACUAUCAGCUGAUUUUGCUGUAAGAUCAUGAAUCACAAGAAUCGUCACCUCUGUUUGGUUAAUCUAUCUAAUUUUGCUAUUUCUCCAUUGGUUUGUUGCUUUAAAAGCCAUGUUUGAAUUGUCUUUAUAUUUGAUUAACUGUACUAUGUACAUUAUAAUAUUAUGUACUUUGGUGAAGUACGGCCUCUAUUGUUUGCUUCUAGUAGCUCCCAAAUUGCCAUUUUUCUGAUUGCCUUUUUUGACCAACAAAGACUGAAACUCAUUUUUGCCAUUUUUCUGAUCCUGUUAUAUCUUUUUUAUGUUUAUGUCAUUUUCUUGGAUAUAAUGAAGUCAGUGCAUUUUGUUGUUUCCUUGAAACUCAUUUUUUGGGAUUUACUUGGUUUCUUACCAUGUAUCUUGUGGUACAAGCAAUAACUCUGUAUGAGUUUGCGUUGGUAUGCAGGGUUACUUGGCAUGUCAAAGAACCACAAUCCAUAACUGGCCCUGCAAGCAUCUCAGUUCUUGUAGGUUUAUGAAGGUGAGCGCCCUGUUGGCAAAAUAGGGCAUGCGAUCUUCUUAUGUCAAACCCUUGUUAAUCAAUUUGCAUCGUGGAAUGUCUUGAUGAAUGUACAUAUCUGGAAAGUUACUCUA